Molecule: messenger RNA, 870 nt
Organism: Aspergillus ibericus CBS 121593
Lineage: Eukaryota; Fungi; Ascomycota; Eurotiomycetes; Eurotiales; Aspergillaceae
Product: oxidoreductase, 2OG-Fe(II) oxygenase family
Exons: 2
Coding region: 1-870 (289 amino acids)
Biological process (GO): peptidyl-proline hydroxylation to 4-hydroxy-L-proline
Cellular component (GO): endoplasmic reticulum
Molecular function (GO): iron ion binding; L-ascorbic acid binding; procollagen-proline 4-dioxygenase activity
Source: RefSeq, a predicted model, not a curated record
AUGCCCAAACUCUCCCUCUCCACCCUUCUCACCUCCCUCUUCUACCUCCUCCCCCUGUACCUCUUCGUCAUUGCCCCUCUCCUCCGCCAACUCUUCCCCGUAACCACCAACAUCUUCGACCCGGACGCCGACCCUCCCGACGCCGAAACCGACAUCACCCUCGACCCCGAAAUCCUCAGUCUCCCGGACGGAAUCAUCCCAACAUGCCCCGAAGACACCUACCGGGUACACCUCCUCUCCAAGGACCCACUAAUCAUCUACAUUGAAGAUUUCCUCUCCGCUGAAGAAGCCGACCACCUCGUGAAGAUCAGCGAACCCAACUACACCCCCUCCAUAAUCUACAACGGCCAAACCACCCAAAUCGACCCCACCACCCGACUCUCCGACCGCGCCCUCCUCCCCCGCGACAACACCGUCCGGUGCCUCGAAGCCCGCGCCUCAUCCUUCCAAGGCUGGAAACCCCACCUCUACAUCGAACGCAUGUGGGCGCAACGCUACAACAUCUCGGGCCACUACAAACACCACUUCGACUGGGCCGGCUCCGUCGCCCGCGGCGGCGACCGUCUCAGCACCUUCAUGGUCUACCUCAGCGAUGACUGCCACGGCGGAGGCACCAAUUUCCCACGUCUCAAAAUGCCCCGCGGAGACCAGUGGUGUCGGUUUUUGGAUUGUGAAUUGGCCAAGAAUGAGAAUGAGAAUGUUACGGGGAUUACGUUUAAGCCUGUCAAGGGGAAUGCGAUCUUUUGGGAGAAUCUUAGGGCGGAUGGGACCGGGUAUCCGGAGACCUGGCAUGCUGCGUUUCCCGUCACGCGGGGGUUGAAGGUCGGGUUGAAUAUUUGGAGUUGGUAUCAGCCGCCGAGGAGGAGAUGA